GGGAGGUGACCUGAAGCAGCCGACUUUCGGCACACUUCCCGGCACACACAGCCUCGCUAGCUGCAUCCCGCGUCCAGCUUGCCUGCCCCACCUUUUUUUCCAUCGCAGCCCCACACUUCCGUAUAAAUUCGCAACCAGCAUCUCACCCUCCUCAUUCCUAGGCCACAGAGCUCUCGCCAAAAACUCCGGUGGAUUUUAUUAUUCGCGAACAGGUCCCUCCUUGCCUCUGCCCAUGGAAAGGAGGCAGGGCUUCUUCGCGGCGCUGCGGGAGGAGGUGGCGCGCGGGCUGUCGCCGGCGAGGUCGCGCCGGAGGUCGGAUGCGGUUGAGCUCGCCGCCGUGCUGAGGUUCACCGGAGGGGUUAGUGGUGGUGGUGGUGGAGGAGGAGGCGAGAUGCUGGCGCCGCUGAUGGAGGGGCCCGAUCCGGAGUCCGGCGACGGCGAGUACGGCGGCGGCGGAGGAGGUGGAUCGCGAGCGCGGAAGGAAGGGUGGGGGCAGUGGGUGCGCGGCCAGUUCGCGCGUGCCCCGUCCUCGGUGGCAGCCGCGGCCGCCGGCGCCGGCGCGGCGCGGAACGACCUCAGACUGCUCCUCGGCGUCAUGGGCGCGCCGCUCGCACCCGCGCACGUCUGCGCCACCGAGCCGCUCCCUCAUCUCAGCGUCAAGGAUACUCCCAUCGAGACCUUGUCGGCACAGUACAUCCUGCAGCAGUACCUUGCGGCCUCUGGAGGGCACAAGCUUCUGGUGUCCGUGCGCAAUGCCUACACCAUGGGCAAGGUGCGCAUGGUGGCCACUGAGUUCGAGACCGCCGGCCGUGUCGUCAAGAAUCGUAAUGCUGGACGCGGCGCCGAGCCCGGCCGCUUCGUGCUGUGGCAGAUGGCUCCUGAGAUGUGGUACAUCGAGCUGGCUGUCGGUGGGAGCAAGGUGCACGCAGGGUGCAAUGGCAAGCUCGUGUGGCGCCACACCCCAUGGCUUGGUGCCCAUGCUGCCAAGGGCCCUGUUCGCCCUCUUCGCCGUGCCCUUCAGGGCCUGGAUCCAUUGGCUACGGCCAGCAUGUUUGCUGGUGCACGGUGCAUCGGGGAGAGGAAGGUGAACGGGGAGGACUGCUUCAUCCUGAAGCUGUGCACAGAACCUGAGACCCUCAAGGCACGCAGUGAGGGCCUUGCAGAGAUCAUCAGGCAUGUCAUGUUUGGGUACUUCAGCCAGAGGACUGGUCUUCUCGUGCACAUCGAGGAUUCACAUCUGACCCGAAUUCAGUCAACUACUGGAGGGGAUGUGGUCUACUGGGAGACUACUAUCAAUUCGUUCAUUGAGGACUACCGUCCAGUGGAAGGUAUAAUGAUUGCGCAUUCUGGGCGCUCGGCUGUGACCCUGUUCCGGUUUGGCGAGGUGGCCAUGAGCCACACAAAGACUCGAAUGGAGGAGGCGUGGAGCAUCGAGGAGGUCGCGUUCGAUGUUCCUGGGCUGUCCAUGGACUGUUUCAUCCCACCCACUGAUGUCAAGUCUGGAUCUGUUGGUGAGACCAUGGAGCUUUCUCAUGGCGAGAAGAGCAAGGUCGGUCCUCCCCCUGGCCAUCGUGCUAAAGUUGCUGCACUGGAGAAGGCUGAAGACAAUAAAAUGGCAUGGAGCGGAACCAUACUCGAUGAUCACAAGUGAUCUGCAGUCUGUUCAUGUUUGGGUUCUUACAUUGCAGCUGCUGACUGUUGAAUCUAGUGUAGGAGAGAAACAAGUGAAAUGAGGAUUUGGAGUUUGGUAAAUCCAAAUACCUGCUGUGUAUAGGAAGCAUGAGACACUCACAAGGUCUUGUGUAUGGUUCAAGAGGAUCUGUGUGAAGCAUCAUACUCUCAUCCAGAGAUAUAGUAGUAGGUAGCCGUGUUUGCUACUUCAGAGUUUUUUUGUCAGUGCUUAGUGAAAGAACUUGGGUGCCGUUCCAACCACAUGAGAAAGGUCAUUGUGGUGUUGCCGUUCGUUCCCUUGUAGCGAAACUAAUCGGUCACUGUUGUCAACGGGGAAGAAGGAUUUCCUCGCCGGCAACUGACAGCGACUUAGUUGCCAUUGCAUCCGAUUGGUGGCGGUUCAGUGUGCUUUGCUUGGUGAUGGUCUCUGGUCAGGCUAACUUGUCAGAAAAAAGGUAGAACAUCUGAAUGGUUGUUACUUGUGUUUUAUUACCGAGUAGAACCUCUGGAUGGUUGUUACUACUUAUCAGUGUCUCUACAGUUAGUUUUUGUUCCUGAACCUCAUCCUACCUUCACAUCUCUCUUUAUUUGUCAUGAGAUGAAAAGGUUGAUGUAAGUUCAAACAUCUUGAGUGCCAUGGAUUGAACUGUGUUUUUUAUGUCCUUAGGAAUGAAUGAUUCAGGCUUUUUGAGCGUUUGAA
Molecule: messenger RNA, 2371 nt
Organism: Phragmites australis (common reed)
Lineage: Eukaryota; Viridiplantae; Streptophyta; Magnoliopsida; Poales; Poaceae
Exons: 3
Coding region: 233-1651 (472 amino acids)
Source: RefSeq, a predicted model, not a curated record